Funneliformis caledonium is the source of this 786-nucleotide messenger RNA. The record is from the annotation of a GenBank genome assembly. Lineage: Eukaryota; Fungi; Glomeromycota; Glomeromycetes; Glomerales; Glomeraceae.
AUGUCGACUAAUUAUGAAGCCUUUCAUCAAGCGUUGAAGUCAGCCAAACAUAUUGCCACGUUAUGUGGAGCAGGGCUUUCUGCAGAAAGCGGAAUUCCGACGUUUCGAGGAGAAGGUGGCUGGUGGAGAAAUUACAAAGCAACCGAGCUUGCAACUUUAAGUGCAUUUAAACGCAAUCCGUCGCGAAUUUGGGAAUUUUAUAAUUAUCGUCGAGGAUUAGUAUUACAAAAAACAGCGAAUAAGGCACAUAAGGCUUUGGUGGAUUUUGAAAACAAAAUACUUUCUCAAAAACCACAAACUCAAACAUUUACCGUUAUAACACAAAAUGUUGAUGGCAUAUCAUCAAACCUGAAGAAUUACAUUGAAAUGCACGGAAAUCUAUUUAGAACUCGUUGUAUGCAAUGUGGUGAUAUUGAAGAAAAUCGCGAUUUCCCAAUCUGUGAGGGAUUAAAAGGAACCGAAAAUUCCAAGUUUGACAUCGAUCUUCCCAUCGAAAAACUUCCUGCUUGUACAAAAUGUAAAGGAUUGUUAAGACCCGAUGUGGUCUGGUUUAAUGAGCUAUUGGAUCCAAAGAUUACGAGCAAGAUUCAAGUCGAGCUAGACAGGUGUGAUUUACUGUUGGUUAUCGGAACUAGUGGUUUCGUGUACCCUGCAGCUGGAUAUUCCGAGUAUGUUAGAUCGCGUGGUGGAAAAAUUGCGAUUUUUAACAUUGAAAAUACCGGAAACGCCGACUUCAAAUUCAUUGGUCCUUGCGGGGAAACCUUGCCACAAGCUCUACAAGUUUGA